Molecule: messenger RNA, 498 nt
Organism: Recurvomyces mirabilis
Lineage: Eukaryota; Fungi; Ascomycota; Dothideomycetes; Mycosphaerellales; Teratosphaeriaceae
Exons: 2
Coding region: 1-498 (165 amino acids)
Source: RefSeq, a predicted model, not a curated record
AUGCUUGGAAUCAUCAGUAAUUUUCCAGCUGCGUCACGCGGGCGUUCCGGCAAGACCCGAGAUCAAUACCCGAAGGAGCUUGAAGCCUCGCAAGCGAAGAGACCUGGAGCCGAAAAAGCAAGAAGUCUUCUGAACAAGAGUCGCGGUCUUAGCUUGACAGCGAACGAUGUUGUACAAGUCAAUCGAGUCUCGGAAGCAAAGGCGAUAGCAGGUGCAGUUGAAGGCGGGAAAGAGAAAAUAAGCGCGAUUCCGGUGGUCAAGAUUGUGGGUAUCGAUUGUCAGGAUGCUGUGGCCACGUGCGGUGGCAAAGAUAGAGAUGUAGACCGGGAUGAUCGUGAGCCUCAGAGACAUGGUGCGAGUGUCCGCCUGGACAGGAUAGGCAAGAUCACCGGCGCACUCGGAAAAGUCGUAUCAGCCGCCCUCGAGAGUCUCAAGCCAGGAGGUCGAAUCGCCGGCGAUACAAGGAAGCCAGAUCUUGACUCUAGCACAGGCCGUUAG